Messenger RNA from Symsagittifera roscoffensis, 3044 nucleotides. RefSeq lists its product as uncharacterized. The coding region runs from base 47 to 2998 and encodes 983 amino acids. The transcript has 18 exons. NCBI's taxonomy places the organism in Eukaryota, Metazoa, Xenacoelomorpha, Acoela, Convolutidae. The record is from RefSeq and is a predicted model, not a curated record. Gene Ontology annotation, molecular function: protein binding.
UCAGACUUUUGUUACUUAUUCACGCGAAGACAAUAACUUAGUGCAUAUGAGGAAAACUGGCAUUUCAGACUCGAAUUACAUUGUGUCGCCGAUUCCUGGUUUUGCUAACGACAUCAUGUUUCAAACACUCUCUCCAAGAGUGAUUCAAUUGUCUUGGAGUACAAACUCGAAUUACUACACGGGAUUCAGACUGUUCUUGAACCAGGAGCGUAUCGGAACCACUGUUGAAAAAGAGCAUGUGCUGAAUGAACUAACUGUUGGGAAGUUGUACUACUUUGAAGUUCAGAUUGAAAGUUAUGGAAGAUUGGGCGAAAAAAUUCUUGUCAUAUUCGAAGGCUCGGACCAAGAUCGCAACGCUUUUGCUUACUGGCCGACGUCUUCCUCGAUUGAGCUGGCUUGGGAUUCCUUCAAUGAGGUCUUAAAACGCAACAGACAUAGACGAUCGGAGAAUACGACAGUUUUUCGGAACAUCCAAGCCCAGAGAAAGUUUCCGGAUACAGAUAGUGAAGACUUUUUUGUUAAUUACACAAUUCAGGAAGAAUCAUUCACGUCAUUAAAUGGUUUGGAAGCAGGGUCAUGUUACAAUGUAACAAUAUUUGGACUUGACGAUCAGAAACGCCCGAUCAACAAUAAAGUUGUCAGCACCACCGCAAUAACUGUGCCGAACCCUGUAAACUUCAGCGUCGAGGCCGACCCGGAUUCUGGACUGACGGUGUCUUUUGAACUGACUCAAAACACGACGGCCGAAUUUUUCAAGAUUUUCGCCUAUGAAGUUAUCCCUGAGCUAACCAUAGACGAAGUUGACGGAGUUGAAGGCUAUGGUAUCAUCACUGCAUUAAACGACACAUUUCGGCAGCUGAUCAACCUCACCUGUAGAUCAGACAGCUCAGCUUGUGUGAAUCCUUCUACUUUUCAAUUCAUAGGAAAGGCUUUUAAUGAGCAAGGAUUGAAACCUGGUGCCACAUACCUUGUGAAAAUUUCAGGGAAUACCGGAUAUGUUGAGGGUAACGAAACUGAAGUUACCCUUUGCACAAAGCCUAACCCGGUGCAAGCACUGCAUUGUUACGAUAACGACGAGAAGGAGAUUAAAUUGUCUUGGACUCAGCCGGCUUUUGGAUCGAUCCGUGGAUUCGUAGUAUCAUAUUGGGACAAUGCAACCAUUAAUGUGACGAAGAAAAACCGUGGAUGGAUGAGUUACGUUGCCAGUGGUUUGACACCAGGUGUCAACUACACCUUUUUAGUCUACGCAGUCUGUGACGAAGAGGGGCUGGUCAGAUCAGAUGCCGUUGUCCUCGUGCAAGGAACAACUCCCACCAAACCAGAUAAAAUCACCGGGGCAGAUAAAGUCACCAAUUCGGAUGGACGAUGGUUCAACUUAACUGUGAGAGAGCCGAAUGAGGGAAGUUGGAAGCGUUUCUUUGUCUCCGAAAUUGGAGAGUUCUCGCAACAGCGAGACUUUACUCCCAUCUCAGAAUUAGACAACUUCCAAUCUCUGCCAAUUUAUUUUGACGUCAAGUCGAAUCACAUCGAUCUUAGAUUUCCCAAAUUUGGAACUGUCUAUCAAGUUGUGGUGAAAACCUCGAGUGAUUUCAAUUUGAGCAGCCGUUCGAGUGAAACCACGUACCUGAUCACGGAUAUGAAACCGAUAGAGUCGAAACCUGAUGUGAUUUUGAACUUCGACGAUAAGAUCUGUCUUCUGUGGAAAUCACAGCGCAAUAUUUCUUAUUUUAACAAACUCGAAAUAGAGAUUUGUCAGAAUAAUCGCCCUGUUUUCGAGGUCGAAGACACCGUUGAAGAUCAGCAAGAAAUUGGCCUCAUUUGUUUGGAAACGUCGGAACUGUCAUCUCGGUCGGAAGUGGUUCUCCAACUGACAACUAUCACUGAAGAAAAAGCAAGAAGCAAAUUUUAUGAGAAAUCCGAAAAGAUCAACUUUACCUACGACCUUAAUGAAGUUCCAGAAGUGUACGUUGACUUGAGCGUGGACAGAAAAGAUGAGUGCAGUCAGAGACAGUGUGUGCUAUUGCUCAAAUCGAGGUCACAGUCAAUCAUUCGAAUCAGAGACCAAAUCCAAAUCCUAUACGAGGCAGCAACUGUGAGCGCGCCAAACUCAGUCGCAUACAGGGGAGAGAAAUCUGGAAAACUCUGCAACAUAAGAUUUGAGCAGCUUUCAUGCACGGUUACAGUUGAAGGACUAGAAAGCGGCGAGGUUUACAAAGUCACAGGAUCAAUCUCCAUCUAUGGGAAAAAACUACCGGCGUCGGCCAGAACUCAAAUUGAAACGAAGCCAGCUGACAAAAUUCCACUGCUUGUGUAUAUUUUGCCUCCCAUUGGGCUCCUCGUUCUUGUAGUCUCGGCUCUUGCUUCAAUCAUCAUUUACAAGAAGAUGAAAACAAGGAAAAACGAGUAUGAUGACAACCCAUAUGCCAAUACCACCGAAUUGAUGCCGUCAAGGGAAACCAGUGCCAUGCAGUACAUCAACAGAAAUAAAACAAGUCAAAAUACCCGCCCAAUGAACGUGGAGCUCAGAAUGCGGGCGAAACUUAUCAGAAAAUCUCAACUCGCUCAGGAGAACAUCAGAAGAAAUCAACUGAGUCGCCCACAAACAGCGAUAUCCCGAGAUGGCACUUACCAAGACUCGGGAGUAGGUACUUAUAGCACUGGUUAUAUAAACUCUGAGCCAGGCGAGUAUCUCAAUUCGAACUCCGGUCCAUCUCAGCAAACUUUUGUGACAAGCGAAUACGUGAUCACUGAUUUGGAUAACAUUUCUGACAAAAUGCCGGCCGAAUAUGCUAACCCAAAUUUGAACGAUUCCCAGUCUAGUAUAAAUCCAGUCGAAUACCGUAACUCUAAUUUGGAUGGAGACCAGGAUGGAAGGCCAGCCGAAUAUGCCAACCCAAAUUUGGAUCAAGAUCGGCUGGAGGCGAGGACAGAAGACAUUGAGACAAACUUCGCGAUAUCGACUCGAAAGCCGAGUCAAUUACCGAACGUUGACGAGUAACAAUGAGCUGAGAACCAAUAAGAACCUGAAAACUUCUAUAAUUAAA